AUGCUUCGAUCACUGGUAACUGGAAUAUCAUCAAGUCCAGCGCCAGAAUGGGCAGCAAAUCGGCUUCUCGUCGCCACUUGCAUUUCUAACACACAGCAAAGAGGACGAAGGCGAACAUUGACACCUGUUCCAUGGUUGCCGCCAAUUAAUGAACCAGCGCAUAGUAAUUCGGUACCAUUGAAUGAUACAACAAAGUGAGUUUUGUCCAGAUUACGAAACACGUCUGGACAAGAGGGAAUUUGUUUAAAUAAUGAACCUUGCAAUUUGAAAAACAACUAGUUCACGUUAUAAAAAUGACAUUUUCAUAUUUUUUGAGCAGGGGAAUUGAAAUCUUAGUUUUUAUCGGGCUCCCUUGUCCAGAGUUACUUCCAUAAAAAUAUUCAAUAAAUUAUUUCAGGAAACUUCUCGAAAAAGUAAUUGAAAGAGAAGGAACGAGAUUUGGAGAGGAAUUAGAUAAUUCAAAAGCGGCGAUAACUGAUAUUGGAGAAUCAACAAGACGUGUUGGAUUAGUUGUAAGAAAAAUUGGAAUGUUGCCACAAUGGACGACUAAUGGAACAAGGAUAUUAUGCACAGUUUUAGAAGUUGUUGAAAAUAAUGUUGUUAGUGUAACAUCACCAGAAGAUUGGUAUAAAAUGAGUGCGAUUGGAAAACGAAAAGCAUUUAAUCGAAAUGGACCAAUGUGGAAAGUUACAGUUGGUUCAAUUAAUGAUGAUCCAACAAAAUAUUCAGUUGGAUAUCGGCGACAAUUUAAUCGAGCUGGAAUUCCGAUCAAACAAAAACUUGGAUGCUUUUUGGUAACUGAAGAUGCUCUUCCACAAACCGGUCAAUCUCUCGAUGCUCGUCAUUUUGUUGUCGGACAAUAUAUCACAGCAACUGGAAAAACUAUUGAUUGGGGAUUUCAAGGAGGAAUGCAUCGAUGGGGAAUGCGUGGACAACCGACGAGACGAACCACUAAAUCGCAUAGACGUAUUGGAUCUGUUGGAUCGGUUGGAGAUGCGCGAAUUUGGCCAGGAAAACGUAUGCCGGGACAUAUGGGUUAUGAAUGGGUGACUGUUAGUGGACUUGAGGUUAUUCGAAUCAAUAAUGAUAAACAAGUGAUUUAUGUGAAAGGAUCUGUUCCGGGAGAUAUUGGAGAAACUAUUUUGUUGAAGGAUUGUGUGCAAGAAGAAAAGAAACUUAAGGUAACUUAUUAUUUUUGGAAUUUGGCGGUGGAAAUUCAGUUUUGAGCUCUAAAAAUUCACGUGGAAAUUAUAAAAAUGAGAUUUUGGUGUAAAAAAUUAGUUUGAUUAUUUUUCAGAAAGGACCACUUCCAACAUGGAUUCCAAGUUUAGAAACAAUUUCCGAAGAAAGCGAAGAAGAAGCUGCAGCUGAAGGAACAAUUCCCAAAGAACUAUUACACAAUGAAACAUUUUCACCAAAAAUUUUCCGAUUCACAUCUCCUUCAAUUGUUUUCACAGAUGCUGAUGCUAAACGAGCCGCCGGAAGAGAUAAAACAAAGGCGAAGAUUGCCAAAGUCAAAAAAUAG
Molecule: messenger RNA, 1525 nt
Organism: Caenorhabditis angaria
Lineage: Eukaryota; Metazoa; Nematoda; Chromadorea; Rhabditida; Rhabditidae
Source: the annotation of a GenBank genome assembly